AUGAAUUUCUUCAAAUCCGUCUUCUCGGACGACCCUGAUCCUCCAGGAACCGAAUCGGAGUCCGAUUCACCAAAACACAGCGACGAGCACGAAAAUCCGGAGCAAUCUAAUCCUGACGACGACGGCGGAUGGAGCUUCGGUGGUCUGAUGAAAACCCUAGCCACCAGAUCCGAAACCGUGAUAGAAACCUACCGACGAGAUCUCGAAGAAUUCGGGACAGGUUUGAAGAAGGAGAUCGAAGUGGCGCAGGGAUCGCUUGGCACCGUGGGACAUGCCAUCGACGAACUUGGCAACACCGUGCUAAAAGGUACCGCUGAGAUCAUCGCUCAAGGUAAAGAAGCGAUAUUAGCUGCCGGUAACGAAUCUGAUUCUUCUGAUAACAAUAGCAGUAACAGUUUCGGUCGUCGUGAUAGCUUUAGCUCGAAACCCUAUAGUCGUUUCGAUGCUCAGGUUCGCGCUGUUCAAGGCGAUCUCAACACCUACUGUGAAGAGCCUGAGGAUUCAGAUGAUUACAAAAAGUGGGAAUCUGGGUUUUCUCUGGGUGAUAAAGCUGAGGAAAUGGAGAACUUGCUUGAGGAAAAUGGAGAUAUGAAAGGUGUGUAUAAAAGAAUUGUCCCGAAUACGGUUGAUCAUGAGACCUUCUGGUUUAGGUAUUUCUACAAGGCUCACAAGCUCAAGCAAGCUGAAGACCUGAGGGCUAAUCUUGUGAAACGAGCCAUCUCUCUUGAUGAUGAGGAAGAAUUGAGCUGGGAUAUUGAUGAUGAAGAGGAGUCUAGCGAGAUAGUUACUGAAGCUACCAAAGAAGUUUCAAGAUUGAAACUUGAGGGGAAUGAUGAUAUGGGUAGUGGAGAUGUAAGCGAAACUGUGAAAGAUUUAGUGGCUGAAGUGAGCAAUGUUGGUUUGAAGACAGAUACAGAUUCGGAGGAGAAGAAGGAAACUGGUAAUGAGGAAGUUCCAGAAUCAAAAACAGUUGUUGAUGCUUCUGCUGCUUGUGCAUCUGAUGAGGCUCCGAUUCAAGCAUCGGUCAAACCCGAGGCUGUUCCUGAAUCUGAUGAGACUGCUCCUCCCCAAGACUCAGCUAAACCAGAUGGUGUUGCUGCUUCAUCAGCUCAACAACCAUCGGAAGAGGAUUUGGGAUGGGACGAGAUUGAGGAUAUGAGCAGCAUCGAUGGUAAGGAAGCGAGUCGAUCUAGUGGUAGUCCAAACAGAGCUGAGCUGCGUAAACGUCUGAGUGCUGCAGAGGAAGAUGAAGACUUGAGUUGGGACAUUGAAGAUGACGACGAAGAAUCAGCAUCAUCCUCCAAAGCUUAA
This is a messenger RNA of Thlaspi arvense, 1311 nucleotides long. NCBI's taxonomy places the organism in Eukaryota, Viridiplantae, Streptophyta, Magnoliopsida, Brassicales, Brassicaceae. The record is from the annotation of a GenBank genome assembly.